CGGAGAGAGAUGGAGGUCGUGAAGAAGCUGGGGAAGGGUUCUUUCGGAGAAGUCGAUCUCGUCAAGUUCGCAAACUCCGACGACGGCUCCUUCGUCCACGUGGCGAGGAAGAGCAGCCACGCGUGGAACUACGACUAUCUCCACAAAGAGAUUCGGAUUCUUUCCAAACUCCGAGGCUGUCGCGGAAUCGUACAGAGCUUCAACGACGAGUUACACGUGGACUCCACCAGGUUAGGGUUCAAGAUUUACAGGCUCUUCUUGGAGUACGCGGAGGGAGGGACACUCGACGAUCUCAUGGGCGAGUUCGAUGGUCGGAGAAUGCCUGUCCAGAUGACCAGACAGUUCUCCCGCAUGAUUCUUGAAGGUCUUGUCUCCCUCCACGGAAAUGGGUUUGUCCAUUGCGACCUUAAACCCGGCAACAUCCUCGUUUUCCCAAGUGGAGAUGGAGAUUCGAGCGCAUCGUACGAGGUUAAGAUCGCAGAUUUCGGGAUUUCAAGGGAAGUCGGAGACGAAGACGACUGGUGGAAGGAGGGCUCUCCGUUCUGGGGAGAUCCUGUAUACAUGUCGCCAGAGUCGGUGAACGAGGGAAAAAUCGGAAAAGCCCUCGAUAUAUGGUCGAUGGGCUGCGUCGUUUUUGAGAUGUUAACGGGAGAACUGCCCUGGCCCUUCGACGAGAACGAGGAAGAGAAGAUCAAAGAAGCUUUGAGGAAGGGAGACGCACCCGAAAUCCCCGAGAAUCUGCCUCGGGAUGCGAGGGAGUUCUUGGAGACUUGUCUCGCAAGAAACCCGGAAGAGAGAGGAACUGUUUCUGAUCUGUUGAAGCAUAAGUUCAUCACCGGAGAGGAAGGCGAGAAGGAGAAGAAAGCAGACGUGGAAGAAUGUAAUGAUCAUGAGACAGAGCUGCAAAUGGCGACGAGGCCAGAGGCGUUCGAGACCUUUCUUCCCUGUCCGAGGCCACAGAUCUUUCAUGAUGCUGUCAACAACUCCGGGUUCUGCCCUUUAGCAAACCUGUUGAAAUCCCAUAUGUAAACCAGAGCUUAUUUCGGUACAGAAGUCAGUCUACUUGUAGCUUUUUUUGUUGUCAAACUGGAUCGCAGAAUAGAAAUAUAUAUAAGUGUUUAGGAUUUCAAUCAUGUUUUUUCUUUUUACAACAGAUACCUAUAAUACAUUGAAAUCAUAUCUAUGGCAACUC
This is a messenger RNA of Tarenaya hassleriana, 1192 nucleotides long. Its product is annotated as mitogen-activated protein kinase kinase kinase 1-like. Gene Ontology annotation, biological process: protein phosphorylation. NCBI's taxonomy places the organism in Eukaryota, Viridiplantae, Streptophyta, Magnoliopsida, Brassicales, Cleomaceae. The record is from RefSeq and is a predicted model, not a curated record. Gene Ontology annotation, molecular function: protein kinase activity; ATP binding. Bases 10 to 1029 code for a protein of 339 amino acids. The transcript has a single exon.